Molecule: messenger RNA, 681 nt
Organism: Chaetomium globosum CBS 148.51
Lineage: Eukaryota; Fungi; Ascomycota; Sordariomycetes; Sordariales; Chaetomiaceae
Exons: 2
Coding region: 1-681 (226 amino acids)
Source: RefSeq, a predicted model, not a curated record
AUGCGCAACCAUCUCGUAUCCUUUGCUUUGGCCACGGCCGAUGCCAUCUACCUCCCGUCUGGUGUCAACGCCGCUCGACCAUGUGGCGGCUCCAAUGGAGGGAAUUUUCAGUAUCGCCUAGGCGAUGUAAGAUAUGACGGCCCGGAUCCAAGCAAGAAGAAUGACCUUGCUACCAUUGCGGCCAGCCUCCAGGGCAGCAACGGAACGCCAUUGUACGAGUGCGUUGGGCAGUGGCCCAGAAGGCUUGGGCCGGGUGGUACCCAAGGCGAAACAGAUGAUAGCAGCCACUGCGUCCCAAAGAGCACGGAUUCCGGGACCCGCCCCAGCCUCAAUAUCGCAACCGCGUUGGUUCCCGGUUCCGAGAAUGCAAGCCCAACAUGUGUCGACACAUCGAAGGAAUACCAGUCGUGGAGGAUGGAGAACUGGCAACGCAGCUUCAAGAUGGAGCCCGGGGCCUCGCCGAUCGACCCAAAGCUGAGCGAAGACUCAGGCCCAUCUUUCACGCUCAAGAGUUCGGCAAACGGCAAUACAUUCAACUGCUCACCCUCGGAAGGCGAGGAUGGCGCUUUUGCGGGCAGCUGCACGUCUUCCGAGGGAACCAGUACUACCGCAGACUUCCGCUUCGACCCGUUGCUGAACAUGCUCGAGAUUACGGAGCACUGGGCGUGCGAAGACGCGUAA